UCAUUUUCCCAAAGAACAAAGCGCGGCUAGGUCACGAGCCCAUAGCAGAAGCAAAAACCAUCGAAGUAAUCCAACCCCGUAGCAGUUUUGUCUACCUUUCUUCGUUCUUUCCCCGUACAACCUCAAAUCCAGAUACAAUCACGUUCUUGUCUAAAUUUCUGUGGCAGCACCAAUGGCACCUCACCCUCAGAUAGACGAUGAUGAUGAUUUCGAUGGUGAUUUUCCUGGAACCGACCACGCAAGAAGCGCAGGCACUAAGAGGAGUUUUGGAGAUCUUGAUGACGAGGAAGAUGAUAUUUUUGGCUCCAAAAAGGCUAACUCAAAACCAGAAGAAACUGCAUCAGGUGUAGCAACUGGGAUGAUUUUAUCUCUGCGUGAGAGUCUCCAGAGCUGUAAAGAUAAUCUUGCCACAUGCCAAUUAGAGCUUGAAGCUGCAAAGUCAGAAAUUCAAAAGUGGCAUUCUGCAUUUCAGAAUGAAUCCUACAUUACAACAGAACCUAAAAAUGCUGUCAGUUAUCUCCAGAAUUUAAAAUCUUCCGAGGAGUUACUUAGAGAUCAGCUAGAAAAAGCUAAGAAAAAGGAAGCUGCAUUUAUAGUAACCAUUGCAAAACGGGAACAAGAGAUAUCAGACUUAAAGUCUGCAGUUCGGGAUUUAAGAUCACAACUCAAGCCUCCAUCAAUGCAGGCAAGAAGGCUAUUACUUGAUCCAGCAAUUCAUGAAGAGUUUACACGUUUAAAGAAUUUGGUGGAGGAGAAGGAUAAAAAAGUGAAGGAGUUAGAGGAUAAUAUUGGUGCUGUUAAUUUCACUCCACAAAGUAAGAUGGGGAAGAUGUUAAUGGCUAAAUGCAGGACUCUUCAGGAGGAGAAUGAGGAGAUUGGAAAUCAGGCAAAGGAAGGAAAGAUACAUGAAUUAUCAAUGAAACUUGCUUUGCAGAAAUCUCAGAAUCUAGAGCUUAAAAAACAUUUUGAAGGAUUAAGCAAGCACAUGGAGGGACUCACGAACGAAGUUGAAAAAUCAAAUGAAAUGGUGGUAAACCUGGAAGAGCAGCUAGAAAACAAAGAUGCUGAGAUCCAAAGGCUAAAGGAGGAGCUUCAAAAAGAUGCUAAUGAUUAUUAUGACUACUACAAAGAGGUUUCCUGCUAUUAGAACAGACCAUCGGGUAUGGGUGGGUGUUAUGACAUCAAAAAAACUGCCACAUCACUAUAACACAUCACCUUUAACACCACACCAUUUAGAUAGGAAAUGAUGGUCAAUGUUAUAACGAGUGUUAAGAAAUAGAGAGAAAAGAAAGAAAUCUUAUUGGUGGAAAAUGACGUGUUGGCUCAUUCUCGUCACAACAAUGCAUGCCACAAUGAGAAGAAAAGAGAAGACAGUGUUUCCCCAUUACCACGCCGUUAAGGCUUGUCCACGUCGGCAAUAAGCCCCAUACCGUGUGCUCUUAGAGGGCAGAUGAUUUUUUGAUUUUUCCAAUGUGAUACUUUUAUUUUAUACAAUUAAAUGAUUUUUUGAUUUUUGUGUUUUGUAUAGGUGAGCACAUUUAUCCAAUAAUGCUUCAUUUUACUUACCG
Lactuca saligna is the source of this 1568-nucleotide messenger RNA. NCBI's taxonomy places the organism in Eukaryota, Viridiplantae, Streptophyta, Magnoliopsida, Asterales, Asteraceae. The record is from the annotation of a GenBank genome assembly.